AUGAGUAGUGGACGAGUCUCGAUCAAAAUUCCAUCACCCUUCGGGAAUAGAAUUCGGAAACAGGAGAGUUCUGCUUUUCGGACACAGGAUAGCCUUGAUGACGAUGAUGAUUUAAAUUCUAGUAGGGAUCAAUCACCUACUCUUUCAUCGUCGUCCAGAAAAGGAGAUACAACGACGACAACGGAAGUGAAAUUAAAUUCGUUGGUUGGAACGACGUUACCGUUUACAAAUAUUUCGGAAUUGAAAAGAAUCAUUCAACAGGAAACAGAUAUAUUAAUCAUUCUGGGAUAUGGAGUGGAAUAUAUACAACCCACUAGAAAAAGUCUGGAGGCAUUGCUAGACUAUGGACGUGAUCCUGGUGUAGAAUAUAAAAACAAAGUCAAAGUAGUUUUAAUAGAUCAAGAAAUGAAUAGAAAAUUUUGUAACGAAAAUAAUCUUGUAGUGGGAACUCCAAUUUUGCAAAUGUAUUACAACUCUAAAAGUGUUCGAUUUAGAUUUCAAGACAGUUUAGUGCAGGACACAAAGGAUCUGUCUGACAAUUCACUUUCAUCCACAUCUUCGACCAAGCCAAAAAAGAGGGAAAAAACAUCUAAACAUGAAGAUGACGACUUGGCAGAUUUUGAUAUGGGUGAAAAAGGAAGUUCUAAACCUAGAAAUGUAUUUAUUUCACAACUACAUUACUCAAUUAUUCAAGCCCUUGUAGUGCUUACUUUUGAUGCAAUAGAGGAUAUGGGCAACGAUACAUCGAAUGAAAUCAUUGUAGAUGUUGAUAUGGCCAUACUUCGUGGAGAUGUGGAACUUGAUAGGGACGCCGAAGAUAAAUUUGAUUCCACCCUUAGUGAUGAAACAGAUAGUGGAGAAGAGACGGAUGAUGACGAGGAUGAAGAUGAAGCUGCAAAAACCUUGCCACCAAGUGCUUCUCAAGCUCAAUCCAUGGAUGAUGGUGACGAGGAUGACGAAGAUGACGACGAAAUGUCGAGAGCUACCAACAUUAGAAAUUAA
Naegleria fowleri is the source of this 1002-nucleotide messenger RNA. RefSeq lists its product as uncharacterized. NCBI's taxonomy places the organism in Eukaryota, Heterolobosea, Eutetramitea, Acrasida, Naegleriidae. The transcript has 3 exons. The record is from RefSeq and is a predicted model, not a curated record. The coding region runs from base 1 to 1002 and encodes 333 amino acids.